AUGGCGGAAUCCACAGAUUUGGAGCUCAAAGAGCUCUUUUCCUCAGCGAAUCCCAAUCUCGAACCCGAUGUACUCGCAGAACUAAACUCAAUAAUGCGGUUACACUCGAUCGAUCCUCAAGAGCUUUGGUACAAAUGGGAAUCAUACAGUAUGAAAAUGGGCUCGGACGAUAUGAAACUAAAUAUAGAUACUGUGAGGGCCCUCAAGCAAAGUGUUCAGGAUGGAUUGGAACGAGAGAACCGGAAUAAGGUGCAGGUUCUGAACUCCAACAAACGUGGAGGCGCAACACCUCGAAAUGUGACGAACAGCGGCGAUGUUUUUGGAAUAUUGGAUGGACUUGUACCCAACACUCCACGGGUUGGCUCAGCGAAUAAACUCAAUUCCACGAGCAAGCGGAGGAAUCUCGAAACACCUUCUAUGUCGAGAGUGAAGGCAGAACCUACCAGCAGUCCACCUGAUUUCAAGACGCCACGCGAUAAGAUUAGUGGCCAAGUACAAACCUCUUUCAAUGACCGCACAAACGCAGGCCAGGAAGUCGAAGUCCUCAAUCAACACCUUGCAGUUCCAGAACCACCGAUAGCCCCCUAUGCGGAACCACGAAUAAAGCUGGUCGCCAAUUCAGACAUCAAAAAGCUCUCCUACAAGCCAUUGGCUAUGAAGUCCUCCGAGGCGUCUGAGAUUCUGGAUGAUCGAAUAGAUGAGUUUAUGGGCCUUGUCCAAGAACACCUGAAUCUUGAGGAUUCUGCCUUCGGGAGUGCUGCAAAUCAAAGCACCAAUGAGAUAGUUGCUAUAGGACGAAUUGCGUCGGAUUCUGUUGAGGGGAAACUCAAUGCUUCGUCCCUUGUAUUGGAGACGUCUCGGCGGAUGGGCGGAGGGCUGCGGGUUCCACUGAAAGUCGACUCUCUGCCAGGAUUUCAAUUCUUUCCGGGUCAGAUUGUUGCGCUGAGGGGUAUUAAUGCUUCUGGUCAGGAUUUCACUGUGAGCGAGGUCUUAGAAGUACCCCUAUUGAAAUCUGCUGCCUCGACGCCUUCUGGACUCGAGGCUCACAUACAAAGACUAAGAGGUGACCCGGAUGCUAUGGAUUCCGACACUCCUCCCGCGCCUUUGAACAUUCUGUUAGGUUCUGGACCCUAUACAGCAGAUGACAACCUGGAUUUCGAGCCACUGCAUGCGCUUUGCAGCCAGGCAGCGGACACAUACGCCGACGCACUGAUUCUUGCUGGUCCUUUCAUCGACAUCGAUCACCCUCUCAUCGCCUCGGGCGACUUUGAUCUUCCAGAAGAAGCUAUGGCGGAACCAGACACUAUUACAAUGUCAACUGUCUUCAAAUACCUAAUCUCUCCGGCAUUGAACCAGCUCGUGGCUUCCAAUCCCCACAUUACCAUCAUUCUGGUUCCUUCCGUCAAAGAUGCCGUGAGUAAACAUGUCUCAUGGCCUCAAGAACCCUUUCCUCGAAAAGACCUAGGCCUACCCAAAACUGCUAAGAUCAUUGGAAAUCCAAUGACUCUAUCACUCAACGAAGUUUCUAUUGGGAUUUCAUCCCUAGACAUCUUCACACAAUUACGGAACGAGGAAGUCAUAGGAGGGAAACUUAAAGAUUCGUCUCUGCUUGCCCGAUUGCCGAAAUACCUGAUUGAACAGCGCAACUUCUUCCCCCUUUUCCCUCCAUCGGAUCGGGAAAGCCUCCCUAAGACGGGUACCGCGGAAGGAAAGCCCGCUGGCGCGAUGCUUGAUGUGAGCUAUUUGAAGCUGGGUGAGAUGGUCAAUGUGCGCCCCGACUUGAUGAUUAUCCCAAGUGCUCUGCCGCCGUUUGCAAAGGUUGUGGAAAGUGUUCUUGUUAUCAAUCCAGGGUUCCUUUCAAAACGAAGAGGGGCAGGUACAUAUGCGAGGUUGACAAUACAUCCUGCUUCUAUGACCGAUGAGGAGAGACAUUCGAAGACCAUGAUUGGCCACAAGCUUUUUGAGAGAGCACGAGUAGAUAUUUUAAGGAUAUGA
Molecule: messenger RNA, 1995 nt
Organism: Amorphotheca resinae ATCC 22711
Lineage: Eukaryota; Fungi; Ascomycota; Leotiomycetes; Helotiales; Amorphothecaceae
Exons: 4
Coding region: 1-1995 (664 amino acids)
Biological process (GO): DNA replication initiation; DNA replication
Cellular component (GO): alpha DNA polymerase:primase complex
Molecular function (GO): DNA binding
Source: RefSeq, a predicted model, not a curated record